Molecule: messenger RNA, 13945 nt
Organism: Chroicocephalus ridibundus (black-headed gull)
Lineage: Eukaryota; Metazoa; Chordata; Aves; Charadriiformes; Laridae
Gene: DNAH17
Product: dynein axonemal heavy chain 17
Exons: 78
Coding region: 7-13029 (4340 amino acids)
Biological process (GO): microtubule-based movement
Cellular component (GO): dynein complex
Molecular function (GO): dynein intermediate chain binding; dynein light intermediate chain binding; minus-end-directed microtubule motor activity
Source: RefSeq, a predicted model, not a curated record
AAUGAGAUGUUCGUGAUGGGCGGGAAGAUCCAGGGGAAGCUGCUGCUCCCACUGCCGGAGUAUCUGGACAGCCAGGAUGGCUCCAGCACCAUCCUGGACAGCCUGGCAGGGCCCGUGGACAUUUCGGUGCUGCACUCCAUCGAGACCAUCGUCAUCAAGUGGUCCCACGAGAUCAGAGAUAUCCUGAGCAAGGACUCGGCGCAGCCACUGUUGGAGGGGCUGCACCCCCUGCCCAGGGCCGAGUUCGAGUUCUGGCACACCAGGACGGUCAACCUGCAGUGCAUCAACGACCAGCUGCUCUCGCCCCGGGUGGCGGUGCUGGCCGAGACGCUGGAGAAGGCCAACAGCUGCUACUGGCCGGCGCUCCAGAGCAUGUUCAAGGACGUCAGCGCCGGCCUGGAGGAAGCCAAGGACGUCAGCCUCCACCUGCAACCGCUUCGGAUCCUGCUGGAGGAGAUGGAGCAAGCGGAUUACUCCCAGCUGCAGCCCUUCGUGGACAGGGCGCUCUGCACCGUCCGCCUGCUCCGGGCUCACUGCCAGCACUACAGCGCGCCCGCCCGCGUCGUCGUCGUCCUGCAGGAGAUCUGCAACCUCCUCAUUGAGAUGACCCGCAACUUCCUGGGCCCCGAGGACGUGAUGAAGGGGCUGCAAGGAGAGACCGAAGAGACCUUAGAGGGAAUAAAACUGAGCAUUUCCACCGUAGAGAAGCUCUUCCAGUCCUACAGCACUUACUGCUCCAACCUGAUGCCCGCGUUGCCCCCGGAGGAGCCACAGCUCUGGGAGUUCCCCCCUUCCCUGGUCUUCGGGAGGAUGGACUCCUUCUUGCGCAGGCUCAAGACCAUCGAGGAGCUGUACCAGACGGCUAUCGAGUUCCUGAAGCUGGAGAAGGCAGAGCUGGGAGGAGUGAGAGGAAACAUCCUCGGGAGCCCCGUGUUUCAGAUCUACGAGGAGGUCUCUGAACUCAGCAAGAGUUUCGCUGAUUGCAAAUACGAUCCCUUAGAUCCCGCAGAAGAGCAAUUGGACAAAGACUUUGCAGAGUUCCAGAAGAAGAUUCAGGACGUGGACAGGCGGCUGGCCACCAUCCUCUGCCAAGGCUUUGACGACUGCAACUGCCUGGCAUCCGCUGUGAAGCUGGUGCACAUGUUCGCCUCCCUGCUGGAGCGCCCGUUGAUAAAGGCUGAGGUCUCCCCCUACUACUCAGCCCUGCUGGGGAUGUUCGAGGCCGAGCUGGAGGACGUGAAGGUGCUGUAUGACGCCCAGACCACGUCCCUGCCGCCGGGGGGGCACCCAGCCAUCAACAAAAACAUGCCGCCGGUGGCCGGGCAGCUGAAGUGGGCUCUGGAGCUGCAGCAGCGGCUGGAGGGGCCACACAAGGACUUGUUCGCCAUCAGCCACCCUGUGAUGGUCAGUGCUGAAGCUAAACUGGUGUCGGGGAAGUACGAAGAAAUGAUGGGACUGCUGCAAGGUUACCGCCAGAAGGUCUACGAGGAGUGGGCACGCGGCCCCGGGCAGGACUGUCACUUCAGCCUGGAGCAGCCGUUGAUCCUGAGGGACCCCAGCUCUUCCGUCCUCAGCGUGAACUUCAGCAAAGAGCUGGUCGCCGUUCUGCGGGAGGUGAAGUACUUGAACUUCCAGCAGCAGAAGGAUAUCCCGGGCAGUGCCGAGAGCCUCUUUGCUCAAAAUAAGACUUUCCAAAAGUUUGUGGACAACCUUGAUCUCAUCGUUGGCUGGUACAAUGAGGUGAAGCGGAGGCUGCUGCCGGUGGAGGUCCCGCUGGUGGCGAGGGAGCUGGAGGCGGUGGACGGGCAGCUGGCCAGUGCCGAGCACACCCUCUUUUGGCACCACGAAGGCGUCAUGGAGUACAUCCAAGAGAUGAGAGACGUCUUGUACGACUUGCAGACCAGGGUCCAGAAAGCCAAGCUGAACAUGGAAAAUAUCAGCCAGCUGAUGGAGGAGUGCUCGGCCGCUCCCCUGUUUGAAAGGAAGGACAACAAGGAGGCAGCACUCCUGGACCUGGAGGGGAAAGCAAACACCUUAAGCAAGCGCUACGCUGCCAUUAGAGACACGGGCGUAAAGAUCCACAAGAUUGUGGAGGAGAAUGCAAAUCUGUUUAAGGCUGAUAAGUCGUCGCAGAUAUGGCUGGACUACGUGGGAUACAUAGAUGCGAUUGUGAUGGAUGGAUUCUUCAGCCUUGUCCACAAGUCUCUGCAGCUGCUCCUCAACAACAUGGCCCCCGACGCAGACGUGGCCCCCUUGUUCGAGGUGCGCAUGGAGCUGCGGGACGGCAGAGUGCAGUACCGGCCCUCGCUGGAGGCCACUGACAACGACAGCUUCAUGGGGCUGGUGGAGAACCUGCUCAGCGACACUUUCGCGGCCGCGGCGUGCAUACCCCGGCUGCUGGAGGGGAAGCUGAGCUACAAGACGACCCUGGAGGAGCAGGCAGACCUCAGCGGGAUGCGGGAGGAGGUGGUGUCACUGGUUGUCAGCGCCAUGGCGGAAGGCGAGGAGUACAGCGCCAGCUUCGCAGAACAAGCCCACCUGUGGCUGCAGGACCCCGAGGAGUUUCUGCAGCACUUCCUCACCUUGGGUGGCAUCACCAGCCCCGAGGAACUGGAGCUGCAGCCAGAGGAGCCCGUGGCCCGUGGGACCCCAUCCCUCCAGCUCUUUCAGCAGGAGGUACAGGGAGGGUGCUGGGGAUGCACCGGGUGCCCGGGGAGGUGCCGGCCGUGGGCUGUGACCGGCUCUCGUCCCCAGAUCGACAUGUGUGAGGAGCUGUGCGAGGAGGUGUCGGGGUUCGCGAACACCGAGGUGUUUGGGGGGUGGCUGCAGAGCGACUGCCGCCCCUUCAAGCAGGCGCUGCUGGCUGCCGUCAGACGUCGGGGCCUGGCGCUGCGGCAGCACCUCGCCAGCCACGUCACCAACAGCCUCCAGGAGCUGGAGGAUUUCAUCCGAGAGUCAAACGCUGGCUUGAAUAAACCUCUGGAGGAGGGAGACUAUGACGGGCUGGUGGAGGUGAUGGGGCACCUGAUGAGGGUCAAGGAGAGGCAGGUGGAGACCGACAGCAUGUUUGAGCCCCUGAAGGAGACGGUUGCCCUGCUCAGCACUUACGGAGAGGAGAUGCCGGAGGAGAUCCACCUGCAGCUCCAAGAGCUGCCCGAGCGCUGGGACGGCACCAAGAAGCUCUGCCUGCGCGUCAAGCAGAGCGCGGCUCCCCUGCAAGCCAAUGAGGUCAACAUCAUCCGCAAGAAGUGCCAGCAGUUCGAGGUCCGGCAGCACGCCUUCCGGGAGAGGUUCCGGGAAAAAGCUCCUUUUUCAUACACUGACCCAGAUCCCUACAAGUCCUUGAACAGGCAACAGAAGAGCAUUGCCUCCAUGGAGAGCGACAUGGCAGCCCUGUCCAAGUCGGCCGAGCUGUUUGAAAUGACAUUCCCAAAAUAUAAACAGCUCAAAGCGUGUCACAGGGAGGUGCGCUUGCUGAAGGAGCUCUGGGACAUGAUCUUCCUGGUUAACACGAACAUUGACGACUGGAAGACCACCAGGUGGAAGGACAUCAAUGUUGAGCAGAUGGAUAUUGAUUGUAAGAAGUUUGCUAAAGACAUUCGGAGCUUGGAUAAGGAGAUGAGAAGCUGGGAUGCGUUCACAGGGCUGGACAACAGCGUGAAGAACAUGAUAACGUCCCUGCGGGCCGUGAAUGAGCUGCAGAACCCGGCCAUCAGGGACCGGCACUGGCAGGAGCUCAUGCAGGCAACCAAGGUGAACUUCACCAUGUCCGAGGACACAACGCUUGCGGAUCUGCUGCAGCUGAACCUGCACAAGUUCGAGGAUGAGGUUCGUGGCAUCGUGGACAAAGCCUUGAAAGAGUCGGGGAUGGAGAAGGUGCUGAACACCCUGGAUGCUACUUGGGCAACGAUGCUGUUCGAGCACGAGCCCCACGCCAGGACCGGCAUCAUGCUACUCAAGUCGAAUGAAGUGCUCAUUGAGACGCUGGAGGACAACCAAGUGCAGCUGCAGAACCUGAUGACCUCCAAGUACCUGUCCUUCUUCCUUCAGGAGGUGUCGGGCUGGCAGCAGAAGCUGUCGACCACCGACUCCGUUAUCAGCAUCUGGUUUGAGGUGCAGAGGACAUGGAGUCACCUGGAAAGCAUCUUCAUCGGCUCCGAAGACAUCCGCAGUCAACUGCCGGAGGACUCCAAACAUUUUGAUGCUAUUGAUCAAGACUUCAAAGAAUUAAUGGCCGAUGCGGUAAAAACUCCCAAUGUUAUUGAAGCUACGAACAGGCCUGGGCUCUACAACAAGCUCGAAGCGUUGCAGAAAAGAUUGGCGCUCUGUGAGAAGGCGUUGGCUGAAUACCUCGAGACCAAAAGACUGGCUUUUCCCAGAUUCUACUUUGUUUCCUCUGCAGACCUGCUUGAUAUUUUAUCUAAUGGGAACGAGCCAGCUGAGGUGUCCCGUCACCUGCCAAAGCUGUUCGACAGUUUGGCCAAACUGAAGUUCAAGAUGAGUCCAGAUAAGAAGCCCCUGAAGAUUGGCCUGGGGAUGUUCAGCCGGGACGAGGAGUACGUGCCUCUCGACGCAGACUGUGACUUGUCUGGCCAGGUGGAGGUCUGGCUGAACCGCGUGCUGGCGAGCAUGCGCUCCACGCUGCGGCGCCUCAUCCCCGAGGCCGUGGUCACCUACGAGGAGAAGCCACGGGAGCAGUGGGUGUUCGACUACCCGGCACAGGUUGCUCUGACGUGCACCCAGAUCUGGUGGACUACAGAAGUCGGCAUUGCCUUCUCAAGGCUGGAGGAGGGCUAUGAGAACGCCAUGAGGGACUACAACAAGAAGCAGAUUACUCAGCUAAAUGCACUGAUUUCACUACUCAUUGGAAACCUAACUGCUGGAGACAGGAUGAAGAUCAUGACAAUCUGUACCAUUGAUGUCCACGCCAGGGACGUUGUGGCCAAAAUGAUCCUUGCGAAGGUGGAGAACGCCCAGGCCUUCACCUGGCAGUCCCAGCUCCGGCACCGCUGGGACGAGGGGAAGAAGCACUGCUACGCCAACAUCUGCGACGCUCAGCUCCAGUACUCUUACGAGUACCUGGGGAACACCCCCCGGCUGGUCAUCACCCCCCUGACGGAUCGGUGCUACAUCACCCUGACACAGUCCCUCCAUCUCUUCAUGGGGGGGGCCCCCGCCGGCCCCGCAGGCACCGGAAAAACAGAGACCACCAAGGACCUGGGCCGGGCGGUCGGCAUGAUGGUCUACGUCUUCAACUGCUCCGAGCAGAUGGACUACAAGUCCUGCGGCAAUAUCUACAAGGGGCUCGCUCAGACCGGCGCCUGGGGCUGCUUCGACGAAUUCAAUCGCAUUUCAGUGGAGGUUUUGUCCGUGAUCGCCGUGCAGGUGAAAUGUGUUCAAGAUGCAAUUCGCGCCAAGAAAAAAACAUUCAGUUUCCUUGGAGAGACGAUCGCUCUGGUCCCCUCGGUCGGGCUGUUCAUUACCAUGAACCCGGGCUACGCAGGACGGACAGAACUGCCGGAAAAUUUAAAAGCUCUGUUCAGGCCCUGCGCCAUGGUGGUCCCUGAUUUCGAACUGAUCUGUGAAAUCAUGCUUGUUGCAGAAGGUUUUAUGGAUGCUAAGCUUCUAGCAAGGAAGUUCAUUACUUUGUACACACUCUGCAAAGAGCUACUAUCUAAACAGGACCACUAUGACUGGGGGCUGCGGGCCAUCAAGUCCGUGCUGGUGGUAGCGGGUUCCUUGAAGAGAGGGGACCCCGGCCGCGCCGAGGACCAAGUUUUGAUGAGGGCUUUACGAGACUUCAACAUCCCCAAGAUCGUGACAGACGACUUGCCCGUCUUCAUGGGGCUGAUUGGAGACCUGUUCCCAGCCUUGGAUGUCCCCAGGAAGAGGGACCUUGACUUUGAGAAGAUCGUUAAGCAGUCCAUGCUGGAGCUGAAGCUACAGGCGGAGGAGAGCUUUGUGCUGAAGGUGGUGCAGCUGGAGGAGCUGCUGCAAGUGAGACACUCCGUCUUUGUCAUCGGCAACGCCGGCUGCGGCAAGUCCCAGGUGCUGAGGUCGCUCAACAGGACAUACAAGAACAUGAAGCAGAAGCCGGUCAGCGUGGACCUCGACCCAAAGGCUGUGACCUGCGAUGAGCUGUUCGGGGUUAUUCAUCCAUCCACGCGAGAGUGGAAGGACGGUCUGUUUUCUUCAGUGAUGCGUGACCUGGCCAACAUCACACAUAAGGGGCCCAAGUGGAUCAUCCUUGAUGGAGACAUUGACCCCAUGUGGAUUGAGUCCUUGAACACAGUCAUGGAUGACAAUAAGGUUCUCACCUUGGCCAGCAAUGAGCGCAUCCCCCUCAACCCCACCAUGCGGCUUCUCUUCGAGAUCAGCCACCUGCGGACUGCCACUCCAGCGACCGUGUCCCGGGCAGGAAUCCUCUACAUCAACGCCACGGACCUGGGCUGGAACCCAGUUGUGACCAGCUGGAUUGAGAAGAGGACGGUGCAGUCCGAGAAGGCCAAUUUGAUGAUCCUGUUUGACAAGUACCUGCCGGUGUGCCUCGAGAAGCUCAAGUCCGGAUUCAAGAAGAUCACCCCCAUCCCCGAGAUCACGGUGAUACAGAUGGUGCUGUUCCUGCUGGAGUGCCUCCUGACGCCGCAGACCACCCCCCCGGACUCACCCCGGGAGCUCUACGAGCUCUAUUUCGUCUUCGCCUGCGCCUGGGCCUUCGGCGGGGCCAUGUUCCAGGACCAGCUCGUGGAUUACCGCGUGGAGUUCAGCAAGUGGUGGGUGAACGAGUUUAAAACCGUCAAGUUUCCUUCUCAAGGGACAAUUUUUGACUAUUACAUUGAUCCGGAAACGAAGAAAUUCAUGCUCUGGACUGAAAAAGUGCCAAAAUUCGAACUCGAUCCCGAAGUCCCUUUGCAGGCCUCCAUGGUGCACACGGCAGAGACCAUUCGCCUUCGGUACUUCAUGGACCUGCUGAUGGAGAAGCAGAGGCCGGUGAUGCUGGUGGGGAACGCGGGGACGGGAAAAUCGGUCCUGAUGCGGGACAAGCUCGAAGCGCUCGGCACAGAUGAAUACCUCGUGCAGUCUGUGCCCUUUAACUUCUACACCACCUCGGACAUGCUGCAGGCCGUCCUCGAGAAGCCCCUGGAGAAGAAAUCGGGGAGGAACUACGGCCCGCCGGGGACCAGGAGGCUUAUCUACUUCAUCGAUGACAUGAACAUGCCAGAAGUGGACAAGUACGGCACGGUGGCACCGCACACGCUCAUCCGGCAGCACAUGGACCACGGGCACUGGUACGACAGGACCAAACUGACUCUGAAGGACAUUCACAACUGCCAGUACGUGGCCUGCAUGAACCCGACCGCAGGGUCCUUCACCAUUGACUCCAGGCUGCAGCGUCAUUUCUGCGUCUUCGCGGUGAGCUUUCCCGGCCAGGAGGCUCUGCUGACCAUCUACAGCACCAUCCUGGCGCAGCACCUGGCCCUGCGGAAGAUGCCGCCGGCUGUGCAGAAGCUGCAGCCCCAGCUGGUCGCGGCAGCGCUGGCUCUCCACCAGAAGGUCGCCUCCACCUUCUUGCCAACAGCCAUCAAAUUCCACUACGUCUUCAACCUCCGGGACCUCUCCAACAUAUUCCAGGGUCUGUUGUUCUCCACUCCGGAAUGCCUGAAAACCCCCGUGGACUUGGUGCGCCUCUGGCUCCACGAAGCUGAGAGGGUGUAUGGAGACAAGCUCAUCGAUGAAAAGGAUCAAAAAGGCUUCGGGAAGGUGCUGGCAGACACCUGCAAAAAUUUCUUUCCCGAACUCAGCAAAGACCUGGUGUUCGCCAAACCCAACAUCUACUGCCACUUCGCCCAGGGCGUGGGGGAACCCAAGUACCUGCCGGUUCCGAGCUGGCCGGAUCUCAACAAGCUGCUGGCGGAAGCCUUGGACAACUACAACGAGGUGAACGCGGCGAUGAGCCUGGUGCUCUUUGAAGACGCAGUGUCUCAUAUUUGCAGAAUUAGUCGGAUCUUAGAGUCUCCCUGGGGCAACGCGCUGCUGGUGGGGGUGGGCGGCAGCGGGAAGCAGAGCCUGGCACGGCUGGCAGCGUUCAUCAGCAGUCUGAACGUGUUUCAGAUUACACUGAGGAAAGGCUACGGCAUCCCGGACCUGAAGCUGGACCUGGCCUCCCAGUACAUCAAGGCAGCCGUGAAGAACAGCCCCACCGUGUUCCUGAUGACGGACUCCCAGGUUGCUGAGGAAUCGUUCCUGGUCCUGAUCAACGACUUCUUGGCAUCCGGGGAGGUGCCGGGGCUCUUUCAGGACGAUGACCUGGAAAACAUUAUCAGUGCCAUGAGGCCCCAAGUGAAGUUCCUUGGAUUGCAAGAUACAAGGGAAAACUGCUGGAAAUUAUUUAUAGAAAAAGUCAGGCGUCAGUUAAAGGUCAUCCUCUGCUUCUCCCCCGUGGGCUCCACGCUGCGCGUGCGGGCGAGGAGGUUCCCCGCCGUGGUCAACUGCACGGCCAUCGACUGGUUCCACGAGUGGCCGGAGGAUGCGCUCGUGUCCGUCAGCAGCAGGUUCCUGGAGGAAACGGGGGACAUCGAGCCCAAGGUCAAGGUCUCCAUCAGCCAGUUCAUGUCCCACGUCCACAUGAGCGUUAAGGAGAUGUCCAAGACCUACCUGGCCAUGGAGAGACGCUAUAAUUACACCACACCAAAGACCUUCCUGGAGCAGAUAAAGCUCUACCAAAACCUGCUGUCGAAAAAACGGAGCGAGCUCACCGCCAAGAUCGAGAGGCUGGAGAAGGGGCUGAUGAAGCUGCAGAGCACGACGUCGCAGGUGGAUGAUCUGAAAGCCAAGCUGGCAGUCCAGGAGGCAGAGCUGAAGCAGAAGAACGAGGACGCCGAUAAACUGAUCCACGUGGUGGGCGUUGAGACAGAGAAGGUCAGCAGGGAGAAAACCAUCGCUGACGAGGAGGAGCUGAAGGUCCAGGCCAUCAAUACGGUCGUGGCCGAGAAGCAGCGAGCCUGCGAGACCGACUUGGCCAAAGCGGAGCCAGCGCUUGUAGCCGCCCAGGAGGCCCUCAACACGCUCAACAAGAACAACCUGACAGAGCUGAAGUCCUUCGGGUCCCCACCCCAAGCGGUGGUGAACGUGACGGCAGCUGUGAUGGUUCUGACGGCCCCGAAGGGCAAGAUACCGAAGGAUAAGAGCUGGAAGGCAGCAAAAGUCAUGAUGGGAAAAGUAGAUACUUUCCUUGACUCCUUAAAGAAGUUUGACAAGGAGCACAUCCCCGAGGCCUGUCUCAAGGCGUUUGAGCCCUACCAGUCAGACCCCAGUUUUGAUCCCGAGUUCAUAAAGACGAAGUCAACAGCAGCCGGAGGUCUGUGCUCCUGGUGCCUGAACAUCGUUCGCUUCUACGAGGUGUUCUGCGAGGUGGAACCCAAGAGGCUGGCGCUGGAGGAGGCCAAUGCCGAGCUGGCGGAGGCACAAGAAAAACUCAGUCGCAUUAAGAGCAAAAUUGCCGAACUGAAUGCCAACCUGGCAGCUCUCACCGCAGAAUUUGAGAAAGCUACAGCUGAGAAGAUCAAAUGUCAGCAGGAGGCUGACGCCACCACCCGAGUCAUCACGCUGGCAAACAGGCUCAUCGGGGGCCUGGCAUCCGAAAACGUCCGCUGGGCUGAGUCAGUGGAGAUGCUCAGAGAGCAGGAGAAGACGCUGUGCGGAGACGUGCUGCUGGUCUCUGCCUUCGUGUCCUACGUUGGCUACUUCACCAAGAAGUACAGAGUCGAGCUGCUGGAGAAGCACUGGAUCCCCUUCUUUGAUGAGCUGGCGGUGCCCAUCCCCAUCACCCCGGGGCUGGACCCUCUCAGCCUCCUCACCGAUGCCGCCGACGUGGCCGCCUGGAGCAACCAGGGGCUGCCCAGCGACCGCAUGUCCACCGAGAAUGCCACCAUCCUCUGCAACACCCAGCGGUGGCCCCUGAUCGUGGACGCCCAGCUCCAGGGCAUCAAGUGGAUCAAGAACAAAUACGGGGAGGAGCUGCAGACCAUCCGCCUGGGCCAGAGGAGCUACCUGGACACCAUCGAGCGGGCGGUUUCCGAAGGACAGACGCUGCUGAUCGAGGACAUUGGGGAGACGCUGGAGCCGGUGCUGGAUCACCUGCUGGGCAGGAACACCACCAAGAAGGGGAGAUACAUUAAGAUAGGAGAUAAAGAAGUGGAAUAUCACCCGCGCUUCCGCCUGAUCCUGCACACCAAAUACUUCAACCCUCACUACAAGCCAGAGGUGCAGGCUCAGUGCACCCUCAUCAACUUCUUGGUGACCAGGGAGGGGCUGGAGGACCAGCUCCUGGCUGCUGUGGUGGCCAAAGAGCGGCCAGACCUGGAGACCCUGAAGGCAAACCUCACCAAGAGCCAGAACGAGUUCAAGAUCAAGCUGAAGGAGCUGGAGGACUCUCUGCUCGCCCGGCUGUCUGCUGCUGGCGGGGAUUUCCUGGGGGACACGGCGCUGGUGGAGAACCUGGAAACCACAAAGCGCACAGCCAUGGAAAUCGAGGAAAAAGUGAAAGAAGCCAAAAUCACCGAAGUUCAAAUCAAUGUCGCGAGAGAAAACUACAGGCCGGCGGCAGAGCGAGCGUCCCUGCUGUACUUCAUCCUGAGUGACCUCAACAAGAUCAACCCCAUCUACCAGUUCUCUCUCAAGGCAUUCAACGGGGUCUUUGAGAAAGCCAUUCAGCGCACGGCCCCCGACGACGACAUCAAGCAAAGGGUGAUCAACCUGACGGAUGAGAUCACCUACUCGGUCUAUACGUACACCGCGCGGGGACUCUUCGAGAGAGACAAACUCAUUUUCCUGGCCCAGGUUGCCUUCCAGGUCCUGGCAAUCAAGAAAGAAGUGAACCCAGCGGAGCUGGACUUUCUCCUGCGCUUCCCUUCCAAGGCCGGCGUUGCUUCCCCCGUGGACUUCCUGCAGCCCCAGGGAUGGGGCGGCAUCAAGGUGCUCUCGGAAAUGGAAGAGUUCAAGAACUUGGACAGUGACAUCGAGGGCUCAGCAAAGCGAUGGAAAAAGUUUGUGGAGUCCGAGGUGCCGGAGAAGGAGGUGUUCCCCAAGGAGUGGAAGAACAAGACGUCCCUGCAGAAGCUGUGCAUGCUGCGGUGCAUGCGCCCGGACAGGAUGACCUACGCCAUCAGGAACUUUGUGGAAGAGAAGAUGGGGAGCAAGUUUGUGGAAGGAAGGAGCAUCGAGCUCGCCAAGGUGUACAAGGAGAGCAGCCCCUCCACGCCCAUGUUCUUCAUUCUCUCUCCUGGCGUCGACCCGCUGAAAGACGUGGAGGUGCUGGGCAGAAAACUGAACUUCACCAUCGACAACGGGAGGAUCCACAACGUGUCGCUGGGACAGGGCCAGGAGGUCGUGGCAGAACGGGCCCUGGAGGUGGCGGCCACACAGGGCCACUGGGUCAUCCUGCAGAACAUCCACCUGGUGGCCCGGUGGCUGGGGACGCUGGAGAAGAUGGUGGAGCAGUACAGCCUGGGCAGCCACGCCGACUACCGGGUGUUCAUGAGCGCCGAGCCAGCCCCCAGCCCCGAGGCGCACAUCAUCCCCCAGGGACUGCUGGAGAACGCCAUCAAAAUCACCAACGAGCCGCCGACGGGCAUGUACGCCAACCUGCACAAAGCCCUGGACCUCUUCACCCAGGACACGUUAGAGAUGUGCAGCAAAGAAAUCGAGUUCAAAUGCGUCUUGUUUGCGCUCUGUUACUUCCACGCGGUAGUGGCCGAGCGGCGCAAAUUUGGCACUCAGGGCUGGAACAGACCUUACCCCUUCAACAACGGUGACCUGACCAUAUCCAUUAACGUCCUGUACAACUACCUGGAGGCUAACCCCAAGGUGCCGUGGGAUGAUCUCCGGUACCUCUUUGGUGAAAUCAUGUACGGGGGGCACAUCACAGACGACUGGGACCGCCGGCUCUGCCGGACUUACCUGAGCGAAUACGUGCGUGCGGAGAUGCUGGAAGGGGAGGUGUACUUAGCUCCGGGGUUUCUGAUCCCUCCCAGCUUGGAUUACAAGGGCUACCACGAGUACAUCGAUGACAACCUGCCACCGGAGAGCCCCUACUUGUACGGCCUUCACCCCAACGCAGAAAUUGGCUUCCUGACUGUCACUUCGGACAGGCUUUUUCGGACAGUUUUGGAAAUGCAGCCCAAAGAAUCAGACGCUGGAGGAGGCGCAGGUGUCUCCCGAGAGGAAAAGGUGAAGUCAGUCCUAGACGAGAUUAUUGAGAAGCUGCCGGAGCCAUUCAACAUGGCAGAGAUGAUGGCGAAAGCCGUGGACAAGACCCCGUAUGUCGUAGUUGCCUUCCAGGAAUGUGAAAGGAUGAACAUCUUGACCCAUGAAAUCAGGCGCUCUUUGAAAGAAUUAGACUUGGGACUAAAGGGAGAGCUAACGAUUACAUCCGAUAUGGAAGAGCUGGCAACCGCUCUCUUCUACGACAACGUCCCCGAACGCUGGACACGCUAUGCCUACCCCUCUCUCCUUAGCCUGGGAGCCUGGUACGCAGACCUGCUCCUUCGGAUCCGGGAACUGGAAGUCUGGACAACAGACUUUGUGCUGCCCGCAACAGUGUGGCUGGCCGGAUUCUUCAAUCCCCAGUCCUUCCUCACUGCCAUCAUGCAGUCCAUGGCCAGAAAAAACGAAUGGCCACUGGACAAGAUGUGUCUUUCAGUGGAAGUGACCAAGAAAAACCGCGACGAUAUAACAGCUCCACCCAGAGAAGGCUCCUAUGUGCAUGGGCUAUUUAUGGAAGGCGCUCGAUGGGACAUCCCUUCUGGUGUGAUCGCAGACGCUCGACUGAAGGAGUUGGCGCCCAUGAUGCCAGUCAUCUUCAUCAGAGCCAUCCCUGUGGACCGCAUGGAAACCAAGAACGUCUAUGAGUGUCCUGUCUAUAAGACGCGGAUGCGAGGUCCCACCUACGUCUGGACCUUUCACCUAAAGACAAAAGAAAAAGCCGCUAAGUGGAUCCUUGCCGGGGUUGCUCUGCUCUUGCAGGUCUAAACUUUAAUGAUUAUGGAAAACAGCAAACACUUUUACUUGCAGAAAAACUCAAAGUUGUGUAACUUAGACUAAGUUUGAUUGUACCGGAACCAUUUUAGCAAAGUAUCAAUAAAAACAUUGCUGAAACUGCUGUCAUGUGGAGGCUGCUCUUACAAUACGUGGAGUUUCUCAUGACGGAUACUGGUUUUCAAUUGGUGGUUUCUGAUAAAGUGCUGGUUGAGAGCCAGACCACCGAAGGAAGCCAAACGGAAAAAUUGCAUGCAACUAUCCGGAUUCCUUCCUUUCUCAUAGCUCUCUGUCUUUCCACAGCUAUUUGUUUGAUCGCUCAGUGCUAACUGUGAGCCGAAAGUCAUCAAGCCGUGUGUAUGACACAUUCCUGCAGGGAAGCGUGUAUCUGUUUAGACCAGAUGGAAGAAGAAAGGGGCAGGUUUGGCCCAGCUGACCAACACGUCAACCUGUACGUCCCAAAGAAAGUCCAGCUGCAAACAGAUCCAUCUCUGAAAUACAUUUCUUUCUAUUUCUAGGUUAUAGAAUCUAUGCUACCCUUCCUCUCACAGCAUAUAACUUGUAUCAGCAGUAAUGCCUGUCAGAGUGAUUAGAUCUGCUCCGGCCACCAGACGGAAGCCAAUGCCUGUCCCUUUAGCAUAAAAUAAUUCACUAAAAUCCCACCUCAUUAAAUAUCUGAACAAUCAGUUCUAAAAUACAGUUGCAUACAACCACCCUCACAACUAGUGGUAAGAAAAGCCACAAGAGGGGGCAAGUAGAGCUGUUUGCUUCUUUAUAUAGUAGCACUCAGAGUAAAUUACCAUUAAGCUCUACACUUACCUUCAGCUCCUUUGAAAUCCGUUUUGUUGGCCAUACAAACCAGAACACACUGCACAUACUCCACCAGUGGAACUCACAGGGCAACCCAAGC